GUCGGUGGCAGCAGCUCCUGCGGCCGCGCCGGCUCAGAAAAAGCCGGACUCGCCGCCGCCUCGGAAGCCGGAGAAGCGGGCAGCCGAGCAGCCGAAGAAGCAGGCUGCAAAGAGUCCGAAGAAAACGUCCGGGCCCAACGAGGAGCUAGCCAAGCUCUUCGACGAGUUGUCCUCCUUCGAGUUUAAGAAAGGAGGCACCAGCAAGUUUGCCGGCGUCGCCUACAAGAGUGUGGCUGGUACUCUACGUGGGCUGGACGAGAAGGUCAUCUCCGGAAAGUCGAUCGCUCAUCUGAAGGGUGUCGGAAAGGAAACUGUUAAGAAGAUUGACCAGUACAUUGAGACCGGCAGCAUUGAAAGGCUGGAGAAGUACCGCAACGGAGAGGAUUGA
Symbiodinium necroappetens is the source of this 388-nucleotide messenger RNA. The record is from the annotation of a GenBank genome assembly. NCBI's taxonomy places the organism in Eukaryota, Dinophyceae, Suessiales, Symbiodiniaceae.